This is a messenger RNA of Rubroshorea leprosula, 1674 nucleotides long. Lineage: Eukaryota; Viridiplantae; Streptophyta; Magnoliopsida; Malvales; Dipterocarpaceae. The record is from the annotation of a GenBank genome assembly.
GCUUUAGUCACAAUUAAGUCUAGUAAGUACAUGGUCUAAUCCUUAGUCCUGUAAGCUACCUUUUACCCUUUAUACCUUCUUUUGAUUAGAAUCUUUGUACUUGUAAUUGCACAUGUCUAAGUUUGGGUAUUAUUUGUCUCAAGCAAUCUUAAUCUCUAACAUAUUGGCCAGGUUAAACAUCAAUUUUAUUUUCUCCCUGUUCAAGAGAUAUCUGCUUUGCAGGAAGCAAUUGAGAUGAUGGUGGCUUGUGCUGCAAUGGCUGUAGCAAAAGAGAAUGAAUCAAAGGAAGAAGAAGCUCAGUCAUCCGAAGGAAAAUGGGCUAAAUGGAAGCGUCGUGGCAUCAUUGGUGCGGCUGCAUUGACUGGAGGAACUUUGAUGGCCAUUACUGGUGGAUUGGCUGCUCCAGCAAUCGCUGCCGGAUUUGGUGCUCUAGCCCCAACAUUGGGCACUUUAAUCCCUGUUAUUGGAGCAAGUGGAUUUGCUGCAGCUGCAAGUGCUGCUGGAACAGUUGCAGGUUCUGUUGCUGUUGCUGCAUCAUUUGGAGCUGCUGGAGCUGGACUUACAGGUAUGAAAACGGCUAGAAGGAUUGGAAGUGUUGAUGAAUUUGAAUUCAAAGAACUUGGAGAAAGCCAUAACCAAGGCAGGCUAGCAGUGGAGAUCUUUGUCUCUGGAUUUGUUUUUAAUGAAGAAGAUUUUCGAAAGCCCUGGGAAGGACGAGUUGACAACAUGGAACGGUAUGCGCUGCAGUGGGAGUCCCAGAAUCUAAUUGCAGUGAGCACAGCAAUUCAGGAUUGGCUAACUUCAAGACUUGCACUGGAGUUAAUGAGGCAAGGUGCUAUGUUGACUGUAUUAAGCACACUCUUAGCAGCAUUGGCUUGGCCUGCAACAUUACUAACUGCGACUGAUCUUAUCGACAGCAAAUGGGCAAUUGCUAUUAACAGGUCAGAUAAAGCAGGGAAGCUGCUGGCUGAAGUGUUAGUGAAAGAAUUGCAGGGUAACAGACCUGUGACUCUUAUUGGUUAUUCGCUGGGGGCGCGAGUGAUUUUCAAGUGUCUGCAAAUUUUGUCCAAGACAGAACACCAUGCUGAACUUGUAGAAAGAGUUGUUCUUCUUGGAGCACCCAUCUCAAUCAAAGAUGAGAAUUGGGAAGCAGCAAGAAAGAUGGUGGCUGGAAGGUUUGUAAAUGCGUACUCUACUCAUGAUUGGAUGCUUGGAGUUGCUUUCCGAGCAAGUCUCCUCACGCAAGGAUUAGCUGGAAUCCAACCAAUUGAUGUGCCCGGGAUUGAGAAUGUAGAUGUAACACAUCUUGUUGAAGGCCACUCUUCCUAUCUGUGGGCUACGCAGCAGAUACUAGAGCAGCUUGAGCUGGAUGCUUACUAUCCUGUUUUCAGGAGCACUGUCUACAACCAAUAGAAUUCUCAGUUUCAAGUUCCACAUCUGCUGCUUGCAGCAUUUAACCUCUUAAUUCAAGAUCAGACAUGUUAAUGAUACUCAAUUGUCGGCAUCUUUGUAAUCUCUCGGAGAGGAUGAAUUGUGUACAAAAAUAUGUAAUAUUCCAGUUCUAACAACUGCUUAUUUACCCAAGCACGGAUCAUCAACGAUCCUCAACACAACUACAUUGAUCAAUUUCUUUAAUUGUAUCAUUUAUAAUCGAAAUUAAUUGUUGAUUUAAGA